Molecule: messenger RNA, 870 nt
Organism: Cynara cardunculus var. scolymus (artichoke)
Lineage: Eukaryota; Viridiplantae; Streptophyta; Magnoliopsida; Asterales; Asteraceae
Exons: 1
Coding region: 1-870 (289 amino acids)
Biological process (GO): telomere maintenance; DNA repair
Molecular function (GO): DNA helicase activity
Source: RefSeq, a predicted model, not a curated record
AUGAAGCCAGACAGUGAUGUUGCGAGCUUAAUAAAGAAAACUACUUUGAUAAAAUGGGAUGAGACACCAAUGGUUCAUAAGCAUGCAUUUGAAGUAUUAGAUAGAAGUAUGAACGAUAUUUUCAAUACUCAUCGCAGUGGUGACUCACAUAUGCUUUUUGGGGGUAAGGUAAUUGUUUUUGGAGGAGAUUUCAGACAGAUUCUGCUGGUUAUUCCCAAUGCAGGUAGACAAGACAUCGUAAAUGCAUCAUUAAGUUCAUCAUACAUUUGGGACAAAUGCAAAGUCCUAAGGUUAACUAGAAAAAUGAGGCAAACUGCAAACAGUGAGAGUUCAGAAAUUGAACAAACAAGGGAUUUUGCAAAAUGGAUUUUGGACAUAGUAGAAGGAAAAGUUGGAGGUGAUAAUGAUGGUGAAGCAGUUAUUGAGAUACCUCAUGAUCUUCUCAUUACCGAUCACGUCAAUCUUAUAUCUGCAUUAAUCGAAUUCGUCUAUCCCUCAAUUCUUGAAAACAUCAAUGACUCAGCUUAUUAUCAAGAACGAGCAAUACUUGCACCAAAAAAUGAAGUCGUUCAAGAAAUAAAUGAUCGUUUGCUGUCAUUGUUUCUAGGAGAAGAAAAAGAGUACUUAAGUUCAUAUACGCUAUGUGAAUCAGAGCACCUUCAUGAUGAGUUUGAUAAAAAUUUGUACUCUCCUGAUGUUUUAAAUGGUCUUAAAUUAUCGGGAAUACCAAACCAUAAGAUUUUACAAAAAGUUGUUGUUCCUAUCAUGUUACUCAGGAAUAUUGAUCAGAAAUCUGGAUUAUGUAAUGCUACUAGACUGCGGGUGUUAACAUUGGGAAAUCGAGUAAUAAAAGCACAGGUUAUAUCUUAA